This is a messenger RNA of Perca flavescens (yellow perch), 781 nucleotides long. Its product is annotated as low affinity immunoglobulin gamma Fc region receptor II-b-like. The transcript is spliced from 6 exons. Gene Ontology annotation, molecular function: transmembrane signaling receptor activity. Gene Ontology annotation, biological process: immune response; cell surface receptor signaling pathway. The record is from RefSeq and is a predicted model, not a curated record. Gene Ontology annotation, cellular component: external side of plasma membrane. The coding region runs from base 29 to 781 and encodes 250 amino acids. Lineage: Eukaryota; Metazoa; Chordata; Actinopteri; Perciformes; Percidae.
GGUUACAGCUCUCUGCUUCAGACUGUUAAUGCUUGGAUUCAUUCUGCUGAACAGUUUUACACAGAAAAGUGAUGCAGCUUUUCUUCGUAUCACUCCAAACAGACUGCAGCUCUUUCAAUUUGACUCUGUUUCUUUUGACUGUGGGGGGUCUGAUGGCUCAACUAAAUUAAGAGGGAUCAGGAACACUGAGGAAUUUGUUCCAGAAUGUGAUAUAAAGACCCCAACAGGAUCAACCUGCACCAUUGAUAGAGUCUAUCCAGCAGACAGUGGAGAAUACUGGUGUGAGACUGAAGGAGGAGAUACAAGCAACACGGUCAACAUCUCUGUCACUGCUGGUUCUGUGAUCCUGGAGAGUCCUGUCCUUCCUGUGAUGGAAGGAGAAACUGUGACUCUGCGCUGCAGAAACAAGACAUCAUCCACCAACCUUCCAGCUGAUUUCUAUAAAGAUGGCCGCCUCAUGAAGAGCAGAUCAGGAGAAGAGAUGACCAUUAAGAAUGUUUCCAAGUCUGAUGAAGGACUCUACAAGUGCAGCAUCUCUGGAGCUGGAGAAUCACCAGAGAGCUGGCUGGCUGUCAGAGCAAAAAACGCCUCUGAUGACUUUGACCCCCCUCGUGCCCUCAUCCUGCUGUGGAUCACUGUCACUGUUUUCAUGGUGGCGUUGGUGCUGCUGGUGGUGGGAUUCCUUCAUAUUAGGAGACGCAAAGAUUUUUCUACCAACAUUUCCAUGUUCAACAUGUUUCAGUCUGUGGAGAGGACACUGAAGACGAUCCAGACGGUGUGA